AUGAAGUUCUUUUCCUUCGUCAGUGCCUUCACGGCGGUGCUAUCGUAUACAAAUGUCGUAUCUGCACAGUCCGAUCCCGACCCAAUUGGCGCCAUCUAUGAUGGCCCUGUGCCAGCCGACCUAUAUGGAUCCACCUACCCCUACCCUUGGCCGGUGAAGCAGUUCAACUUCUUCAAUCAGCGCCAGAACCUUUCAAUGGCGUUUAUGGACGUACCGGCAAAAGAAAGCCACAAGAAUAAGAAGACAGCGGUCUUGCUACACGGCGGGAACUUCUGUGGCGUCACUUGGUCCGACACCGCGCGCCAGCUGUCGGCUGCCGGGUACCGAGUGAUCCUUCCCGAUGACAUUGGCUUCUGCAAAUCGAGCAAGCCCCAAGGCUAUGCUUACAACGUACACCAGCAAGCUUUGAACAUCCACAGCCUGCUCACUGCGCUGGGCAUCGAUAAAGUCACCGUAAUCGGUCAUUCGAUGGGCGGCAUGAUUGCUGCUCGCUACGGCCUUAUGUACCCAACCAGCGUUCAACAGCUUUUCCUCGUCAAUCCCCUGGGCCUGGAGGACUGGGUAGCCAAGGGUGUGCCCUACCUAUCAGUCGACGCGUCGUACCAGAGCGGGCUUGUACAGAACUUCACCACUCUUAAGGCGUAUGAGCAGGCUAGCUACUUCCACAAUGCCCCCUGGAAGCCAGAGUAUGAUACUUGGGUUCACAUGCUAGCCGACAUCUAUGCUAGUGACUAUGGCUCCGACUAUUCCUACGUGAUGGCCCUCGUCACCGAUGCUUUACUCAGCCAGCCUGUUAUCCACCAGUUCCCUGUCCUGCAGACACGCACCUACCUCCUGGUGGGAGAUAGCGACGUUUCGGCGCUUGGAAAAGCAUGGUCACCCCCUGCCAUCGCUGCAAAACUGGGCCAUUAUGCUGAGCUCGGUCCUGCUGCCGCAGCCAUGAUCCCCAAUUGUACGCUCCAUAUGUUCCCCGGUCUAGGCCAUGCGCCCUUUCUCCAGGACCCCAAGGCGUUCUACAAGGUACUACUUUCUUUCCUGGACUAA
Penicillium griseofulvum is the source of this 1044-nucleotide messenger RNA. Its product is annotated as alpha/beta fold hydrolase. The transcript has a single exon. The record is from RefSeq and is a predicted model, not a curated record. Bases 1 to 1044 code for a protein of 347 amino acids. NCBI's taxonomy places the organism in Eukaryota, Fungi, Ascomycota, Eurotiomycetes, Eurotiales, Aspergillaceae.